Cucumis melo (muskmelon) is the source of this 1216-nucleotide messenger RNA. Its product is annotated as palmitoyl-monogalactosyldiacylglycerol delta-7 desaturase, chloroplastic-like. Gene Ontology annotation, cellular component: endoplasmic reticulum membrane. The record is from RefSeq and is a predicted model, not a curated record. The coding region runs from base 1 to 894 and encodes 297 amino acids. Gene Ontology annotation, biological process: lipid metabolic process. Lineage: Eukaryota; Viridiplantae; Streptophyta; Magnoliopsida; Cucurbitales; Cucurbitaceae. The transcript is spliced from 5 exons. Gene Ontology annotation, molecular function: oxidoreductase activity, acting on paired donors, with oxidation of a pair of donors resulting in the reduction of molecular oxygen to two molecules of water.
AUGGAAGCAACAAUGAAAGAUAGGGAGAAGCCACAUAGGGCAUUUUGGAGAAGAAAAUGGACGUUUUCAGAUAUACGAACGGCUAUAUACAUUUUAAUGACACAUUCUCUAUGUAUAUUUGCACCCUUUCAUUUUAAUUGGAAAGCUUUCUGGGUUGCUUUUACUCUUUAUGUUCUUGUAGCUAUUUUCGGGAUUACACUCUCGUAUCAUAGAAAUCUCACUCACAAGAGUUUCAAACUUCCUAAGUGGCUCGAGUACUCUUUUGCAUAUAUGGGAGUGAUGGCGCUUCAGGGCGAUCCAAUCGAUUGGGUGAGUACACAUCGACAUCACCAUCAAUUUGUCGAAACUGAAAGAGAUCCUCACAGUCCAAUUCACGGUUUAUGGUAUAGUCACAUGGGUUGGACCAUGAACUCCCGUGCAUUAACCAAACGGCAUGGAAGACCAAACAACGUUAGCGACUUGGAAGAUCAAAUCUUCUAUAGAAUUAUUCAAAAGACAUAUUUGCUUCAUCCAUUGGCUCUUGGAAUUGUGUUGUUUCUAAUUGGAGGAUUUCCAUUUCUAGUUUGGUCUGGGGGAGUGGCAGUGACAUGGGGUUACCAUGUAACAAGUAUGGUAAAUUCAAUAUGUCAUAGUUGGGGAAGCCAACCAUGGAAAACUCGCGAUUCCUCUAAAAAUAAUUGGUUGGUGUCACUAGUUACCUUUGGGGAGGGUUGGCAUAAUAAUCACCAUGCUUUCGAGUAUUCAGCUAGGCAUGGUCUCGAGUGGUGGCAACUUGACAUUCCUUGGUACAUUAUACUAUGUCUCCAAGCUCUUGGAUUGGCCACUAAUGUUAAAUUUCCCACUGAAAAGCAAAAACUUGACAAAGCUUUCUCAACUUCGAAAAAUACUACUUAAAUAUAUUUAAGAUUAUUAGGGCAUGUUUGAGAAUGAUUUUUGAAACGAUUAAAAUUGUUUUUAUCAAGUUUAGAAACACUUCAAAAUAUACAUUUAAUCACUCAAAAUCAAUUAAAUAUUUAAUCCACUUUUUAACAUUGAUUUUGGAGAUUAAAAGUAUCUUUUGACUAAAUUGAUAAAAAUAAUUUUAACAAUUUUAGAAUCAUUAUCACAUGUAGUUGAUAUUUUGCAUGUUAAGUACUUGAAUAGAAAAUGAAUGAUUUAAAUACUUGAAAGUUAUUUGUAAACCACAAUUAAUGUUUAUUUUAAGUUAAGUUGUAAA